Molecule: messenger RNA, 1828 nt
Organism: Vigna radiata var. radiata (mung bean)
Lineage: Eukaryota; Viridiplantae; Streptophyta; Magnoliopsida; Fabales; Fabaceae
Exons: 2
Coding region: 460-1398 (312 amino acids)
Molecular function (GO): zinc ion binding
Source: RefSeq, a predicted model, not a curated record
AAAUUCCUUCUCUCACUGUUCUUUUUUCCCAGUUCCUUCUUCACUUAACCCUGCUCCUAUUUUAUUUCCCAUUUUAAAAAAGUCAUUUUUGUUCUUCAACUAAUCUAUGAAGAAAGCCACGCAGGUUUACCUGGCGUGGGUCUGUUUGAAACAUAUCGGAGUUGAAUUUGUUUGUGGAAUUUAAUGUUUGGAGGUAAAACCCAUCGCUUUGCGGCUAUUUUGGGGGCUGAGUUUUCUUGGAGAGUGAGGUCAUCCAUCUCAGAGGUGACACCCCCAGUUUCCUCUAUUUUAAAUUGAUUAUUUCUUAAAAUAUCUUCUCGAAUCAGGAAGUGGGUCAUUGGAAGAUAUACAUUUUCCACCAUCCAUUUGAUCACAUUGUUCGUCCUCUGUAAUUAAUAAAGGGAGCGUUUUUAGGUGGGGUUCGUACAGUGGCAUUGUUUGGGAGUGAACUAACUGUCGAUGGAUCAAAACAGAAGCGAAGAAAGAGGUGGGAUACUGGGUCCGGUUCGUGAAGUGGUAGAUGGGAAUUUGAGUCAUUUGGUUGAAGGGGUAGUUAUUGAUGCAGUAGAUGGGAACGACUUGGGUGGCAGAGUUGGUAUAAGGGGAGAAGCUGGAACUUCAAGAGAGGUGGGUAAGGAUUUGGGAUCUGAAAAGGAGCUAAAGGAGGAGCUUGAGGAAGUUAAGGGUCAGGACAAGCAUGGUGAAGAAAAUAUCAGUGAUUAUAAAUUGCUUGGGGUUGAUCAGGGAACUAGUUAUAAUCCAAACCAUUUGGUUAAUCAGGAAGUGAUUGAAACUGUGGUUGUAAUCGAGUCUUUUGAGACUGACUAUGUCAACGAGAAUAAUAGGAAGUUGGAAGCAGAAGUUAAUGAAUCGGAGUUGAACUUUACAUCCAUGAAAGUACCAGAAGGGGCGUCUGAAACUGAUAAAAAUUCAUGUGUGAUUGAUAUAAAAUGCAGCAGCCGCAAAAAGGUUUCUGAGAAUUCUGAAGGUGAACAGAUUUGUAGGAUUUGCCAUCUGGCUUCUGUGCAGCCAUCGGAUGAAAAUGAAGCAACCGUUGGCCCUGCUGCUAGUAGUGCUACGUGUUCAGAUUUGAUUCAGCUUGGUUGUGCAUGUAAAGAUGAGCUAGGCAUUGCACAUGUUCAUUGUGCUGAGGCGUGGUUCAAGCUUAAGGGGAACAGGUUAUGUGAAAUAUGUAGUGAGACUGCAACAAAUGUUUCGGGUGUUAGUAAUUAUGAAUUUAUGGAAAAAUGGAAUGAAAGAAGGUUCAUGGAAGACGGUGGUAGCUCAUCCCGCAGGUUUGGUGGAUGCUGGCGAGGACAACCAUUUUGUAACUUCUUGAUGGCAUGCCUGGUAAUAGCAUUUGUUCUGCCAUGGUUUUUUCGUGUAAAUGUGUUCUAGCUGGUGCCUUCAAUUGUUCAUUCUCACUAAAUAUAGCGAGUGGAUUUCUGGCAUAGAUGCUAUGAUGCAUCAUCACAUUUUAAUGGGAUGGAUGUUAAUGCUUAACCACAUGUACUAGCUGACAUAGGGUUUGUGCCAUGAAGAUGAGAAACUUCCAUGUGAAGACAUUACCAGCUCAAGUUGCAUUUUUUUUUGGAGAGGGUGUUGUUCUGAGGUAUAUAUAUUACACACACAAACACAGUAUUUUAUAUUUGUAAAGAUUUUGCUGCAAAACAACACUUAAGUUAAAGUUCUUUCCCCCUUUUCACUUGUUUCAUUUCUUUCUUUUUUUUUUUGGAUUUAGUUGGCUGUGUCAUCAUCUGGUGUAGUUUCAAGUAAUAAUCAAGUUUUGGAUGAUGAAAUAUGUAUGUGCUUAUAAAUUAUCUUGAUU